GACUGCUUCAAGCCUUUGACACAGAAGAUUGAGUGGCACUGCAAUGAAAGGAGACGCUGCAAAAGCAGGCCUCCACAAUGGCAUCAGCCAAGCCAAGGACCUGCUUCCCCCCUCGGAGGAGAAGAUGGAGGAGCGGGGCCAGUGGAGCAACAAGAUAGAGUUUAUUCUGUCGGUCGCAGGCUCCAUCAUCGGCCUGGGCAACAUGUGGCGCUUCCCUUACCUCUGCUACAAGAAUGGAGGAGGUGCGUUCCUCAUCCCCUACCUGAUCUUCCUCUUCACCUGUGGCGUUCCCGUCUUCUUCCUGGAGACUGCUCUGGGCCAGUACACCAGCGAGGGGGGCAUUACAUGCUGGAGAAAAAUCAGUCCCUUGUUUGAAGGUCUUGGCUAUGGUACCCAGGUGAUUGUGACUCUGUUGAACUUUUACUACAUCAUUGUUCUGGCCUGGGGGAUUUUCUACCUGUCCUUUUCCUUCUCCUGGGACCUGGCCUGGUCAUCCUGCAACAACUCAUGGAACACAGAAAACUGCGUGGAGUUUCAGAGGAGAAACACCUCAAUCAACCAAACAAUCAACCUAAACAUCACUUCUCCUGUCAUCGAGUUCUGGGAGAGAAGAGCGUUGAGGAUUUCCCCAGGCAUUGACCAGAUGGGCUCUCUGAACUGGGACCUGGCCCUGUGCCUGUUCAUCGCCUGGGUCAUGUGCUACUUCUGCAUCUGGAAGGGGGUGAAGUCCACGGGAAAGGUGGUCUACUUCACUGCGACCUUCCCCUAUGUGAUGCUCAUUGUGCUGUUGAUCAGAGGGCUCACCCUGCCUGGCGCUGGCAUCGGCAUCAAGUUCUACCUUUAUCCAGACCUGGGACGACUGGCGGACCCCCAGGUCUGGAUGGAUGCUGGCACCCAGAUCUUCUUCUCCUACGCCAUCUGCUUAGGGGCGCUGACUGCUCUGGGGAGCUACAACAAAUAUAACAAUAACUGUUACAGAGACUGCCUGUCGCUGUGCUUUCUAAACAGCGGCACCAGUUUUGUGGCGGGCUUUGCAAUCUUCUCCAUCCUGGGUUUCAUGUCGUAUGAACAGAAUGUUCCCAUCUCAGAAGUGGCAGAAUCUGGUCCGGGCUUGGCCUUCAUAGCUUACCCCCGUGCUGUGUCCAUGAUGCCUUUCUCUCCUCUGUGGGCUGCCCUCUUCUUCAUCAUGAUUGUGUUUCUGGGGCUUGACAGCCAGUUUGUGUGUGUGGAGAGCCUUGUGACGGCGAUUGUGGACAUGUACCCUGCUGUGUUCCGACGUAAAAACCGCAGGGAGCUCUUCCUAUUAGGUGUUAGCCUUUUCUCCUUUUUCAUGGGCCUCAUCAUGCUGAUGGAGGGAGGCAUGUACGUCUUCCAGCUGUUUGAUUACUAUGCAGCCAGUGGCAUGUGUCUUCUUUUCAUGGCCAUCUUUGAGACUGUCUGCAUUGCAUGGGUCUAUGGUGCAGAUCGCUUUUAUGACAACAUUGAGGACAUGAUUGGCUACCGCCCAGGACCUUACAUCAAGUACUGUUGGUUGUUCUUCACCCCAGCCACAUGCAUUGGUACCUUUGCUUUCUCCCUCAUCAAAUACACUCCCCUAAAGUACAACAAUGAGUAUGUGUACCCGUGGUGGGGCUAUGCCAUUGGAUGGCUGCUUGCUCUCGCCUCAAUGGUCUGCAUCCCGUUUUGGAUGGUGUACAAGAUCAGUACCACCCAGGGGACAUUCAGAGAGCGCAUCCAGCUGCUCAUCACACCAUGUGACAGCUUACCCAAAACCAAGAGGGAGCAGGAGAGGUUAUUGGCCAUCUUUGCUCCUGGGGGAGAUGCCACCUUGAAUACAAAUGGCUACUAUCCUGUCUCAGAGAGAGACUCCAACUUAUGAGGCCCCCCGUGGUGAUGUGUACUAGAAAGACAUGUGGGGUUUUAGUUCCAUCCUUGACUUGCUGCACCCUUGCCUCCAUCCCAAAGAUCACAGCAGGGAAAGAUACAAUAAAGUGUCACAUCACAUACUUUAAUACAGGACAGAUAUGGAGGACUCAGGAGAUAAUAUGCCUACAGUGUGUUGGGUUUGGCAACGCCUGUACAUUUCAGGGAUGGCAGCAAUUUGAUAAAAGAAAGAUAAAGAAAAAUAAAUAAAAAAGUCAUUUAUUGUUUAUCAUUUAUUGGAUUACUUAGAAGUUUUAGAGGGGACAAGGGCAUUUAUUUCAGGGACAAAAGUCAUUUACUCUCUCAAACUGUAAUCUAUUUCACAGAUGGUGUAAAUGAACUAAUUCAAGGUCAGCCUUGUUCUGAGAAAAUGUUACAAUUUUAUAAUAGAAGUUAAAGGCAUUUUCAUCUCAUUCACUGGAGAGUGGCACACAGGUUCCACCAGAAGUUACAAAAUAGGCCUAAAUGUUCUAGCUGCAUACUAAGGAUGACUUUUGUCCAAAUAUAACACAGCCAAAUCACCACUGAAAAGUGGGCUGCAUGUCUCCUUGUGUAUCUGACAUCACUUCAUGACUACAUAGCCAUAUUUGUAUCAUAUAUUGUAUUAUCAUAACAGACUGGUGGAAUUUUCCAUAUUGUAUUUACAAGAAUUGAAAUAAAAUGUUAUGUGUGAUGGGAAGAUAUAAUGUCCGUGAAAAUUAUAAUAUUGUAGCAAUGCGAUAGCAGUAGGACUAACAUGACAAUGUAGUUUCAUAUUUUAUGCUGUAACAUAAUAUGACUGUACAAAGAAAUGUGAA
Molecule: messenger RNA, 2720 nt
Organism: Morone saxatilis (striped sea-bass)
Lineage: Eukaryota; Metazoa; Chordata; Actinopteri; Moronidae
Product: sodium- and chloride-dependent GABA transporter 2-like
Exons: 15
Coding region: 44-1879 (611 amino acids)
Biological process (GO): sodium ion transmembrane transport
Cellular component (GO): membrane
Source: RefSeq, a predicted model, not a curated record